AUGCCCGCCGAUGCAUUAUGGACAUUCGCAAUGGCAUGCAACGUCUACCUCACCUUCUUCCACAAAUAUAAUUCCGAGCAACUACGCCAUCUGGAAUGGAAAUAUGUUCUCUGCUGCUACGGCGUCCCAUUCAUCCCUGCCUUCGCAUACUUCUUCAUCCAAACUCAAGCUCGAGGCCGCAUAUAUGGCUCUGCCAUUCUAUGGUGCUGGAUCUCCGUACAAUGGGACUUUCUCCGCAUCGCCAUCUUCUACGGACCAGUCUGGUUUGUCAUCUCAUUGACCUUCGCCAUCUACCUGCGCGCAGGAACAGUGAUCUACCAAAAACGGCGUCAGCUCCGGAAUCUCGGCGGCAUCGACUCAGAGAUCGCACCAGAAUCUCCAUUCGCCAUGUUGACGGGCAUCCAGGUGACCAGGGAGAUUGCGUGCCAUACACCAGAACGUCGAUCUUUGUCGGAGGGUUCCGCGCGCGGGCUACCGCCAAAUGCAUUCAGGGCAUACUCUGUCACGAUCGAGGGCGGGAGCACUACCAACAAUAUCCAAGAGCCCAGGCCAAGUGUCGGUCCGAGCCCGCUUCAACACGAGCAUUCUGUGAAGUCCGGGCGAUCGGAUCAUGACUCGCAGCGCAGGACCUCCACAGACGCUAGCUCUGCUACGUGGGCGUCCCCUCAACAAUAA
Molecule: messenger RNA, 675 nt
Organism: Penicillium bovifimosum
Lineage: Eukaryota; Fungi; Ascomycota; Eurotiomycetes; Eurotiales; Aspergillaceae
Product: putative cAMP receptor-like protein
Exons: 3
Coding region: 1-675 (224 amino acids)
Biological process (GO): cell surface receptor signaling pathway; adenylate cyclase-activating G protein-coupled receptor signaling pathway
Cellular component (GO): plasma membrane
Molecular function (GO): G protein-coupled receptor activity
Source: RefSeq, a predicted model, not a curated record